GAUAAACAGCGGAACAGUGUGCAAUGGGUAAACGUUCGAAAAGAUGGCCAGAAGUGAACGACGGAUACAAGCCAGCGUCCAUCGAAUCGGCGUUUUUUAAUAUGAAAUAUAAAUCGGAAAAAAGCAUGGUAAUGGAACCGUCAAUCGUUGUUGAACUGUCCUCCGACGACGACUACGACGUGCCGAAAGUAAAAAGACGUCACAGACCUUCUGCAUACUUCUCAGAAUCGGAUAACGACGACGAGUUCGAAUCUGAAUCUAAUGUAAAUUGUGAGACAAAGGAGGAUAAUAAAUCUCAUAACUUGGAUAAGAUAUGUAAACCACCAUUGCCUAUAACAUUUAAGAAAAUCAAAUCAAUAAAAAAUCGUAAAACAAAAUGUAAUAAACCAUUAAUGGAAAAUAAAAUAGAUAAAGCAACUAUUGUUGCACAUGAUAAAACUUACAGUACAGAAUUAUCAAAAGAAUUUCAAGUUUUGAACAAUAAUAAAGAAAAUGCCAAAAGCAGGAUUGGUGAUCCUAACUUGAAGAUAAAUAAUAAAGCAACUGUAAAUACCCCCAAUGCAAUUAAUUUAGAACAUACUACACAAUAAUUUGUACAGGAUAGGGGCCCACAGUCUGAUACUGAUCUAUCUACACAGACUACACAGUUAUUAAACUUUGCAUGUAAUUGUGAAAGAAUAUCAAAUCAAUUCAAUUUGGAAAAAGGAGAGACAGUUAAUUUGGAAACUUUGAAUGUUUUCAAACUUUUACUGAAUAACAUACGAAAUGCCACACACUACUCACACUUGGUACAAAAUGAGUACAAGAUUAUUGACAUUUUUCUGGCGCUGAGAACUGAUUAUCAGUUCCUAUUAUACAAACUGUAUACAUUGGAGGACAAGUGGAGGAACAUUGUGGAGUUCGUUAAGUUAAUCAAGUUGCAUUUGGAGGAAGAAGACAUUAUGUAUGAUGCACUACUUUCAAACAACUUCAUAACAAAAGAUUUUAAUCAUGAUAGUUUGUAUGAAUUGCUUACAAAUAUGAAGAUCUGUGAAACAGAUUUAUGACAAAUUCAAGCAGGGAUGGGCGUCUACCAAAUCAAAAAUGAUUGACAAACUUGUAAAAUUUUCAAACACUCAAACCACAAUAUGCAGCCCAAACCUAACAUCUAUAUUGUUCAAUAAAAUCAAGGAAAAAAUGAGUUAUUGCAUGAAAAUCCAUCCUAGGCUUUCAAAGGCUUUUAAACAGUUUUAUGUUUUGGCCACGUUCAGUAACCCGGAAUUGGACGACAUUAAAGAUUUUAUGACAUACGUUUUGUAUGAAAAGGAGGUAUUUCCUAAUUACAUUAUAGAAUCUUGUCCAGUGUUUAAGGAUAGGAGCCAAUUUCUCAUGUAUCUGAAGGCAAGGAAUAAUAAGACGGAUAUUGAAAAGGCAAACAAAUUGAAAAACAUUGAACGUCUAGUCAAAUUAGCCGAUUCCGCAUUUAACGAGCUGAAUUUGCUGGUUGGAGGGGAAAACUCAUCAAAUUUGAGUCCUGAACCUAAUCCACAUACGAAACAGUUCAGUGCCUUUCACGUUUACGUGGAAACGUUGACGUGGUGUGCGAACAAAAUUUGUACCAGUGAUUAUUAUCAGGAAGCGGAAAAGUGGCUCAAAUUUCUAAUCGAGAAGGUCGAUUCGGAAACGGAAUGCGGAGACUGGUGCACGCAACUAGCCUGGAUAUAUCUCACCAAAGAGCCCAACAACAUACAAAAAGUCAUCAAUGUGUUGAAACUGUUACAGGAAAGGAAACAAUGGUUAUCUGAACUGCAGCUGUAUACCAUCUCGCAUUUUAUACAGAAUAAAGCCAUCAGAAGCUCGGAUCGCGAUAUGUUGAUACGUAUGUCGCCACUGAAAAUGAUAUCGUUUCCCAGCAUUACUAUAUACAUAGAUAAAAAGAAUGAUAUGAGUGUGGACGAUGUCGUCAAGUUACAUUAUAUACAAGAAGAGGGUUACGAAGAUGGAAUGCAUUGCGAGGGUGGCAUCAUCCGAGUCACCUUUAUGUUAUUUUUCUGGGAGCAUAUUUACGAGUGUUACGUGCCCGGCACCUUCAUCUCGAACUAUCAGACGUACAGUACAGUAGAAAGCUUUAUCUGAACCGGAAGCACCUUAUUGACUACCGUCUAAAGGAAAUCCAGUACAUAUGGACGGAGGAUUUGAUGCUAGAAUUUGCUAUGAAAGCGUGGGAGUCAUAUUCGACUUAUAAAGCGAUAUGGAAUAUUACUCGUUAUGUAAACAACCCGCAGUUUUUAAAAACAUUUUUAUUGUCGAUCAAGAGAAAAGUUUUGGCUGAUAUUUACAAAAGGCUUGUGAUGGAUAUCAGAAGUUACAGGAAUGGACUGCCUGAUUUAUUUAUGUAGUAUACCAAAAAUAAGAGGUGCAAAUUUGUGGCAGUUAAAGAAGAAAAUGAUGAGCUUCACCCCAAUCAAAAGUUAUGAUUGAACCAUCUUGUUAUGAUUGGUGCUGAUGUUGAUGUGUGUCAUGUUUCACAUAAAUCUAAUAUUUGAUUUACUUAGAAUUUUUAAGUACUACAAGCAAGCAGACGGUGAUGAAAAAUUUUGAACCGACAGUAGUGACUUUUAUAUUUGGCCACUUAUAAAAAUUAGAUAGUCAUAUAUUUACUAUUUUAUCAUUUUUAUUUACAAAACAAAAAUAAAAUAAAGUACGGUUUUUAUAAUGUUCUUAAAAUAAAUAGUACAAAAUGAUAAGUAAUUUUUAUGAAAUAUGGUAAAAGAGUCCACAUAACACGAACCACGUUUUCACAUAAAUGCAAGAUGUCAUAAAACUAUUGGUGAUUGGUGGCGUGUUCAGCAGACCACUGAGCGAAGUAAUGAAAUGCUGAUCUGGUUUUUUCUAUUGCUUCGCUAUGGCCGCAAUGUAAACGUAUAUUUUCAAAGUCUGCUUAAUUUUAAAAAUAUUUAUCUCACCCUGUACCUGUUUUAGUUCAAAAAUAUCACUUUGUAAUAAUUUAGCAAACGAAUAAACAUAAAUGCGAAUUAGUCGACAUUUAUCACGCAUGAUGAUUACUAAUUUUGUGAAACUUUUAUCGAGGUUCAAACUAUUGUCGUCAAAUCUUUUUUUGCCUUUAGAAGGGUAUUACUAAAAUUACGAAUUAAGCAAGUUAAAAAGGUGGUUGAUUUCCUCUAAAAACAAGACUUUUUUGUAUUUAAUGAAUUUAUACUUUCAUUAUUAUUGUUAUAUAAUAAAUGAGUCGAAUAGGUCAA
This is a messenger RNA of Aethina tumida (small hive beetle), 3242 nucleotides long. Its product is annotated as fanconi-associated nuclease 1 homolog. Gene Ontology annotation, biological process: interstrand cross-link repair. Gene Ontology annotation, molecular function: 5'-3' exonuclease activity; 5'-flap endonuclease activity; flap-structured DNA binding. The coding region runs from base 1084 to 2115 and encodes 343 amino acids. Gene Ontology annotation, cellular component: nucleus. The transcript has 6 exons. Lineage: Eukaryota; Metazoa; Arthropoda; Insecta; Coleoptera; Nitidulidae. The record is from RefSeq and is a predicted model, not a curated record.